Molecule: messenger RNA, 10639 nt
Organism: Homo sapiens (human)
Lineage: Eukaryota; Metazoa; Chordata; Mammalia; Primates; Hominidae
Gene: DIS3
Product: DIS3 exosome endoribonuclease and 3'-5' exoribonuclease
Exons: 22
Coding region: 623-3013 (796 amino acids)
Biological process (GO): nuclear-transcribed mRNA catabolic process; rRNA catabolic process; rRNA processing
Cellular component (GO): nucleus; nuclear exosome (RNase complex); cytoplasm
Molecular function (GO): RNA nuclease activity; endonuclease activity; 3'-5'-RNA exonuclease activity
Source: RefSeq, marked validated
GUAUUCUAGAUUGACGCCUUUUGCUGGAAGAGCGCUGCUGGGGUUAGGAUUCUGCGCGGCGAGGCAAGAUGCUCAAGUCCAAGACGUUCUUAAAAAAGACCCGGGCGGGCGGCGUGAUGAAGAUCGUGCGCGAGCACUACCUGCGAGACGACAUCGGCUGCGGUGCGCCCGGGUGCGCAGCGUGUGGAGGGGCGCACGAGGGGCCGGCCCUGGAGCCGCAGCCCCAGGACCCGGCGAGCAGCGUCUGCCCGCAACCGCACUACUUGCUGCCCGACACUAAUGUGUUACUGCACCAGAUUGUAAGUGCCUGGAGGCCGGGGACCUGGGCUUCUGUGGCCUCCAGCCUGCGACUCCCAGGCAGCUUAUUGAUGUUCUUGAGGACCCUGCCAUCAGGAAUGUAAUUGUGCUACAAACAGUUCUUCAAGAAGUGAGAAAUCGCAGUGCCCCCGUAUAUAAACGCAUCCGAGAUGUGACUAAUAACCAAGAGAAGCAUUUCUAUACUUUCACUAAUGAGCACCAUAGAGAAACCUAUGUAGAACAAGAACAGGGAGAAAAUGCUAAUGACAGGAAUGAUAGAGCGAUUCGAGUAGCAGCAAAAUGGUACAAUGAACAUUUGAAAAAAAUGUCAGCAGACAACCAGCUGCAAGUUAUCUUCAUAACAAAUGACAGGAGAAACAAAGAGAAAGCCAUAGAAGAAGGAAUACCAGCUUUCACUUGUGAAGAAUAUGUAAAGAGCCUAACUGCUAACCCCGAACUCAUAGAUCGUCUUGCUUGUUUGUCUGAAGAAGGGAAUGAAAUAGAAAGUGGAAAAAUAAUAUUUUCAGAGCAUCUUCCCUUAAGUAAGCUACAGCAAGGCAUAAAAUCUGGUACAUACCUUCAAGGAACAUUUAGAGCUAGCAGGGAAAAUUACUUGGAAGCUACAGUAUGGAUUCAUGGCGACAAUGAAGAAAAUAAAGAGAUAAUCUUACAGGGACUUAAACAUUUAAACAGAGCUGUUCACGAAGAUAUUGUGGCUGUGGAGCUUCUCCCCAAGAGUCAGUGGGUAGCACCAUCUUCUGUGGUUUUACAUGAUGAAGGUCAAAAUGAAGAAGAUGUGGAGAAAGAAGAAGAGACAGAACGAAUGCUUAAGACUGCUGUAAGCGAGAAAAUGUUGAAGCCUACAGGUAGAGUUGUAGGAAUAAUAAAAAGGAAUUGGAGACCAUAUUGUGGCAUGCUUUCCAAGUCUGACAUUAAGGAGUCAAGAAGACAUCUCUUUACACCUGCUGAUAAGAGAAUCCCUCGAAUUCGCAUAGAAACCAGACAGGCUUCCACAUUAGAAGGACGGAGAAUUAUUGUUGCUAUUGAUGGUUGGCCCAGAAAUUCCAGAUAUCCAAAUGGACACUUUGUGAGAAAUUUAGGUGAUGUUGGAGAGAAAGAGACUGAAACAGAAGUUUUGUUACUUGAACACGAUGUUCCCCAUCAGCCUUUUUCACAGGCUGUUCUUAGUUUUCUGCCAAAGAUGCCCUGGAGCAUUACUGAAAAGGACAUGAAAAACCGAGAAGACCUGAGGCAUCUGUGUAUUUGUAGUGUAGACCCACCAGGAUGUACUGAUAUAGACGAUGCUCUACAUUGUCGAGAACUCGAAAAUGGAAAUUUGGAGGUUGGUGUUCAUAUUGCUGAUGUGAGCCAUUUUAUUAGGCCAGGAAAUGCCUUGGAUCAAGAAUCAGCCAGAAGAGGAACAACUGUGUAUCUUUGUGAAAAGAGGAUUGACAUGGUUCCAGAGUUGCUUAGCUCUAACUUGUGUUCCUUAAAAUGUGACGUGGACAGGCUGGCAUUUUCAUGUAUUUGGGAAAUGAAUCACAAUGCUGAAAUCUUAAAAACGAAGUUUACCAAAAGUGUUAUUAAUUCAAAGGCAUCUCUGACGUAUGCUGAAGCUCAGUUGAGAAUUGAUUCAGCAAACAUGAAUGAUGAUAUUACCACUAGUCUCCGUGGACUGAAUAAACUAGCCAAAAUUCUGAAGAAAAGAAGGAUUGAAAAAGGGGCUUUGACUCUAUCCUCUCCUGAAGUUCGAUUCCACAUGGACAGUGAAACUCACGAUCCUAUAGAUCUGCAGACCAAGGAACUUAGGGAAACAAAUUCCAUGGUUGAAGAAUUUAUGUUACUUGCCAAUAUUUCUGUUGCAAAAAAAAUUCAUGAGGAAUUUUCUGAACAUGCUCUGCUUCGAAAACAUCCUGCUCCACCUCCAUCAAAUUAUGAAAUUCUUGUUAAGGCAGCCAGGUCAAGGAAUUUGGAAAUUAAGACUGAUACAGCCAAGUCUUUGGCUGAGUCUUUGGAUCAGGCCGAAUCUCCUACUUUUCCAUAUCUAAACACUCUGUUGAGAAUAUUAGCCACUCGCUGUAUGAUGCAAGCUGUGUACUUCUGUUCUGGAAUGGAUAAUGAUUUUCAUCACUAUGGCUUAGCGUCUCCAAUAUACACACAUUUUACUUCACCCAUUAGAAGAUACGCAGAUGUCAUUGUUCAUCGGCUUUUGGCUGUGGCUAUUGGGGCUGACUGUACUUAUCCAGAGUUGACAGACAAACACAAGCUUGCAGAUAUAUGUAAAAAUCUAAAUUUCCGGCACAAAAUGGCUCAAUAUGCCCAACGUGCAUCAGUGGCUUUUCAUACCCAGUUAUUCUUCAAAAGCAAAGGAAUAGUAAGUGAAGAAGCCUAUAUUUUAUUUGUAAGAAAGAAUGCCAUUGUGGUAUUAAUUCCAAAGUAUGGUUUAGAAGGGACAGUCUUUUUUGAAGAAAAGGACAAACCAAACCCACAGCUUAUUUAUGAUGAUGAGAUACCCUCACUUAAAAUAGAAGAUACAGUGUUCCAUGUAUUUGAUAAAGUUAAAGUGAAAAUCAUGUUAGACUCAUCUAAUCUUCAACAUCAGAAGAUCCGAAUGUCCCUGGUAGAACCACAGAUACCAGGAAUAAGCAUUCCUACUGAUACUUCAAACAUGGACCUUAAUGGACCAAAGAAAAAGAAGAUGAAGCUUGGAAAAUAGCUAUAUUCAACAAAAAUCUUCAAAGACUGGUUUCUUUUUUAAAAGAAAAAACUUGAAAGAACACUUCUAAGCCUAAGUGUGUGAUACAGUUUGUUACUUUUAAGUACAUUUUAAUAAUUUCAGACAUCUGCAUUUUUAUUGAACAGUUGACUGUAUCUGACCCAUCAUACUACUAUACUUCUGGGUUGAACAGAAUUAUUUAUGCAGAAUAAUUCAAUUGAAUAUCCAUCACUUAAAUACAGUGACAGGACAGCAACUUCAGGGAUCUGUAAAGAUCAUUUAAAUGGAGUGCUCAUCUCAUUGAGGAGCAGAUUAAUUUUGCGUAAGUACUUUGAUUAUUUAAUAUUUGUAAGAAAAAACUUUCAUUUUCCUACAGAGGAAAAUAGAACAAUUUUAGAAGCAAGGAACAAUCUCUUUUCUAAGUCUUGGAAGCUGUCAGUGUUGAGGAUGUAAUCUCCUUUGCCAUCUUUAAUUCACCUAACUUACACUAGGUGUUCUCUUACUGUCUUUAAAAGCUUCCUGUAUUUUAUUAGUGGUCCUUGAAAAACUGUGAAUGUUUGGGAAUUGGUAGAAAGGCAAAAAGUAGGAUAUUUUGACCUGACUGGAAAGAUGGUUGUGUUUUUAUUGCCAGGUAAUAAGUGUGAUCAUUGUUGAACUUCAGCUCCAGUGUCUCUCCAGAAUAAGACAUUGGCAUUCAAAUGUCUAUAUCUUGUUACUUACAAAAUAAAAAACAGAUUAAUUAGUGGCUUUUAAAUUGUAGUUAUAUCAGUGUAUAUACACGAGGGGAACUGUAUAAAGACAUACUAAAGGGAACAGAUUAAAAUAAGUAUUAUUAAUAAAAUUUGGUGUGCCAGACUGACUACUUCCCUUGCUAAUCACAGAGAUUAGUAAUGAUUAAAUUAAUAUCUUCAGGAAUAUUUUGGGAUAGGGUUGCCUUAAAACAUUUUACUUGGCUUAUUCAAUUUCUAAAGCACUUACGUUGUGCCAGGUUCCACUCAAGUAAAUUAUCUCUGCCUUCAAGGAGCUUGCAGUAUAGUGAGAAAAGCCUGCCAAGUAAAUCAGCAGGUAUACUAAAUAGGUAGUCAUUUAGGCACUCAAUAAAUGUUGACUAAUUUUUCCAGUUUCCUAUUACUGAGGAAAACCUCCAUACACUGAGGCAGAAACUUGUGUCAGUUGGAGGAAAAUAGACUUGAGUAGUCUUUGGUCCAGGUAAAAUGGGUCAGUGACACUGAAACAGUAGAGUAGGAGUCAAAAAACCUUUUCUGUGAAGUGCUAGAACAUUUUAGACUUUGUUGGCUAUGGUCUGUAUUGCAACUAUAGUACACAACUCUGCCGUUGAUAGUGUGUAAGGAGCCAUAUACAAUAUGUAAACAAAUCAACAUGACUGUGUUUCAACAAGGCCUGAUUUGUUAAGUUUCAUAUAUAGUCAUAUGUCACUUAAUGACAGGGAUAUGUUCUGAGACAUGUCACUUGGCAAUUUCAUCAUUGUGUGAAAAUCAUGAUGUAGUUACACAAACCUAGAUGGUAUACCCUAUGGUAUCCUAUAUGGGAUAGCCUAUUGCUCCUAACCUACAAACCUGUAUGGCAUAUUACUGUACUGAUUACUGUAGGCGGUUGUAACACAGUGCUAAGUAUUUGUGUAUCUAAACAUAUCUAAACAUAGAAAAGGUACAGUAAAAAUAUAUAUAUAGAUAUAUAUAAGAUAUAAAAUGGUACACCUAUUUAGGACAUUUACCAUGAACAAGUUGGCAGGACUGGAAGCUGGCUCUGGGUGAGUCAGUAAGUGGUUAGUGAAUGUGAAGGCCAUGAUAUUACUGUGCACUACUGUAGACUUUUAUAAACACUAUAUACUUAGGCUACAUAAAGUAAUUUCACUAUGAUGUUACCAUGGCUGUGUCCCCAGGCAAUAGGAAUUUUUCAGCUCCAUUGUAAUCUUACGGGAUCAUCAUCGUAUAUUUGGCCAUUGUUGACCAAAAGUUAUGCAGCACAUCAUUAUAAUUUUGAUGUGUCACAAAACAUUACUCAUUUGAUUUCCCCCACCCCCGCCAACCAUUUAAAAAAGUUUGCCGGCUAGGUGCGGUGGCUCAUGCCUGUAAUCCUAGCAUUUUGGGAGGACGAGGCGGGUGGAUCACUCGAUGUCAGGAGUUUGAGACCAGCCUGGCCAACAUGGUAAAACGCCGUCUCUACUAAAAAUACAAAAACUUAGCUGGGUGUAACGGCGGAUGCCUGUAAUCCCAGCUACUUGGGAGGCUGAGGCAGGAGAAUCGCUUGAACCUGGGAGGCGGAAGUUGCAGUGAGCCGAGAUUGCACCACUGCAGUUCAGCCUGGAUGAUGAGAGUGAGACUCCAUCGCAAAAAAAAAAAAAAAAAAAGAAAAGAAAAUUAGCCAGGUGUGGUGGCAAGUGCCUUUAAUCCCACCUCAGGAGGCUGAGGCAGGAGAAUCGCUUGAACCUGGGAGGCAGAGGUUGCAGUGAGCCAAGAUCGCGCCACUGCACUCCAGCCUGGGUGACAGAACAAGACUGUCUCAAAAAAAAAAAAAGAGAAGAAAAACUGCCUACAGGCCAUAGUUAACCUGCAAUAGAGAAGAAAGGGAAGUAGGGCAGUGCAUGACUGGCCUUAGGUUUUUUCUUUCCAAGUUUAUUUUCUUGUGCUUCAGCUACUAGAAAGGUUUAAUUCAGGGAUAAGUCCCAAUUGAGUAGUUCAAGAUGAUCAGAGACUUUGCUAUUUUCCCCUAAGUUCUAUUCCAUAAUCUAAAAUGUUCUGUUUCUAGUGCCAGUUCUUAUGCUAAGCAGGUUACGUGGAAUAUAUCACUUAACUCAAAAAGCCCUGUUAAGCCAGGACUGUUAUCUCCAUUUAACAGAUGAGAAAAUGGAGGUUUAUGGUCUGUUCUCACACUGCUACGAAGAAAUACCCCAAACUGGGUAAUUAUUAUAAAGGAAAGAGGUUUAAUGGACUCAGUUCCGCAUUGCUGGUGAGGCCUCAGGACACUUACACAAUCAUGGCAGAAAAAGGAGAAGCAGGCACCUUUUUCACAGGGCGGCAGGAUGAAAAUGACUGCCAGCAGUGGAAAUGCCAGACGCUUAUAAAACCUUCAGAUCUCAUGAGACCGGCUCACUAUCACAGGAACAGCAUGGAGGAAACCGCCCCCAUGAUCCAGUUACCUCCACCUGGUCCCACCCUUGACACGUGGGGAUUGCUACAAUUCAAGGUUAGAUUUGGGUGAGGACACAGAGCCAUACCAUAUCAGCCCAGAUCAAGUAGUGACAGAGUAGGGAUUUGAAUACAGGUUAUAGUCACUAUUGUGUUAUUUCUUGACUUUUGUACUAUUAAAAAACUGUAGCCAGUGAGGCUUCUACCCUUAGUACCCAGAACUCCUUUUAGGUAUAGCAAUUGUUUUUAGGUAAAUUUAUAUUGAGUUUAACACCUGUGUGAUUAAAGACAACUUUCCAAUGUAGUAUCUGUAGCCAUGUCCCCUAAUGGCUAUUAGUGUUCAUGGUUAGUGUGUUGAAGAUGAGCCAGGUACAUAACGCGGCACAUUUUCUGCAGGUCAGCAGUAAGGUUUCAAGGUACAGUUAUGGAGGAAAGAAGAAAAUGACACAUUGAUAACACAGGUCUUUAUUCCCUUUUGAAUGAGACAGUUUUUAAAAGUUGAUUUAUAAAUACAAAAAUACAUUCUCCAAAGAUAGUAUUUCCAAACUGUUAUAUACCCAUCUACUCCCAACAUGGAUAUAAGUUUUUUAAAAAAAUAGUUGUAUAUAACAUACAUAUCUGCCCCAGUGUUACUUCACAGGCCUAUGCCCUACGGGAACUCCACUCUCCCAGCCCCACUUUUUCUCUUGGUUCUCCCACAUUCUUAUUCUCCCACAUCCCUACCCACGUUUGAGCUGGAAAGGAUGUCCCUACCCUAGGCAUGAGGUAUAUUUUAUUCUGGGCACCACACAUUUGCCCCAUAGAUAACAAUACACGUGAUGAUGUCACUAGUACUACCUUUCUAGUAUUUACAUACUUAAAAGUAGUAACUAGAACAGUUAUCACUGGAACUAAGAAUUUUCCCCACAGAGGUGAACAGACCAAGAACUAAAAUUUCAGGAAACCUGUUUAAUUUCUUUUGUAUCUUUGAAAAGUUAGUUUUAUAUCUAAGAUUUCUUCACAUAGGUUAUAAUUCAUCUGUAUGUUCAAGCUUUUAUGUAAAAAUAUAUAGUGCCUUCAGUUUUAACAUAGUUUCACAUGUUCUCAGAACUGCUAAAUUCAGUGCUACCAGUAAGGCUUAAUAAGUAGUUCAUUGACCCUGUAAGAUAGGAGCACUCAGCUCUGUCACAAUUUGUUGUUAAACACAUCACUCAAUGUAAGUAUAAAAAUAUUUAUUGAUAAAAAAUAAACUUAUAAUUCAGCAACUUGAAGUUCCAGGAGCAUUUCUGUUGUUCCUAUGUCAGUAAGCCCUUGAUUUUUCACAUUAAGGAGGGAAAGCUAAGCAUGUUACUUGAAGUAAUUUUUUCCCAGUCACCAUCAUGUUGAUCCUGUGCACAACGAUAUAUGCGAGGAACUCUUAAGCUUAGUCUUUGAUUCUGACAGAGGCAUUCUAUGGACUGCUGCAUUGAAAAGGGCUUGCUGUUUUCAUCCAACACCUCUGUGUUGUGUGGUCUUGCUGUGAAAAAGAAGACAAUACCUUGUUUUCAGUUUAAGUAGGACCACUGGAGGAUGCAAUUAUCGGGACUGUUUUUAAAACCUAAAAGCACGUUUCUUUAGCUGAACUCUGAAGGGACAGUAAAGAUACAGUAUUUUAUAAAUCAAUAUUCUGCAUCAAAAAGCAUCCCAACACUUUGAGAGGCCAAGGUGGGAGGAUCGCACGAGCCCAGGAGUUUGGGACUAGCCCUGGCAACAUAGUGAGACCCUGUCUCUACCAAAAAUUUUAAAAAGCUGGGUGUGGUGGCACAUGCCUGUAGCCCUAGCUACUCAGGAGGCUGAGGUGGUAAGACUGCUUGAGUCUGGGAGGUGAAGGCUACAGUGAGCUGUGGUCGUGCCACUACACUCUAGCCUGGGUGACAGAAUGAGACCUUGUCUCAAAAAAAAUAAAAUAAUAAAAUUUAAAAAAAUCCUUCAUUUAUCUCUACUUAUGUUUAGAUAGACAACUGCAUCCUGAAAUAGGAUGGAUUUUGUUCAGGUUAAUAUUAGAAGAGACCUGCUCUGAUACUACAUACAACAGAAAGGCAGUUUGCUCCUACUACAUACAACAGAAAGGAAAACUAAGGUGGCCUCCCUAUUAAACAUUUGUUGCACAUUUGCUGAUAUUUAUAGUAUUUUAUAAGAAACUGGCAUAUAACAGCAGGGCAAGGUGGUUCACACCUGUAGUUCUAGCUACUCAGGAGGGUGAGGCAGGAGGAUUGCUUGAGCCCAGCAGUUAAAGGCUGUAGUGAUCUGAUUCUACGACUGCACUCCAGCCCGGGUGACAGAGUAAGACCCUGUCUCAAAAAAAAAAAAAAAGAAAAAAAAGAAACGGCAUACAAGGCUGGGCAUGUUGGCUCAUGCCUGUAAUCGCGCAGCACUUUGCGAGGCUGAGGCAGAAAGACUGCUUGACACCAGGAGUUUGAGACCAGCCUGGGCAACACAGCAGGCCCUGUCUCUACAAAAAAAUAAAAUGCAAAAAAAAUUGGCACAUAAAAUUAAAGACUGUCCUGACUAGUGCCUGAAAUUAUGAUGAGUUUCUUCAAGUAUGAAUAUAUAACCACCACCUGGAAGGUUCAGUAAAUGCCCUCAUCAAAUACACGCUACCUUUGCACACUUUGUAGUAUGUAAGAUACUUGUGUAUUCAGAGUAACCAAAAUAUUUAAAGGUUAUUGGAUGUUAAGAAAACAGGCUUACCUUUUAGUGUUUUAAAUUUCAUAUAGUUUCUCAAUAGUACUAUUGUCUAAUAAUCAAAAUUAUUUUAUAUUUCUAAUCUAAACAAUAUUAAGCUUUCACUAUAUUUUCUCCGUACCUUCAUAUUAAAUGCUUGAGAUUUACUCUCAACUUCACAUGUUUGUGCAUCACUUUCUUUGCAGUAACUUUCUGCCCCAACUGUAUCCAUAAUAUUGCUUCCACAAUUCUGCGUAUUAUAGCCACUAUCCAUCUGACAGGAGAAAAAAGAAAAAAAUAUAUUGUGAGGAACUUAAAAGUCAAAUAUUUAAAUAAGUAAACCACUAUAAACUCUCAUUCACUACAUCUGAAUGAUCCUAACAUGUAAUAUUGAUCAUGUUGAACAAAAUUCAAAAGUAAUGCACAAAUAUAAAAGGUAGUCCUGCAUAGUACUGAUUAUUGUAGUCAUUUUACAAUUCCUUCCAAUGAAAUAUAUCUUGUAACUUCCUUAAGAAUCAGUGAACAGCCUACUGACACAAUGCUUUCCUGUUAUUUUGUGAUCGUACCUAGUAGACAAAAAUGAGUAUUACAACUAACUUCACCUUCCAACGCAUUUUCCAGGCUUGUCUCUAAAUGGCUUGAGGCAUGCUGCCUUUAAAAAAGUGGAUUAUAUUAUAUUUACACCUAGUUGUUCACAAUAAUGCCACAUAUAUAAUGGCUCUAGAUGUUAGUUCAGCUUUUCAUGUUAAUAAAAAUUGUAGCAUCCUAAGAUACACUGUUUCAGUGCAAAAGAGCAAAAAAGAAAGAUUCUAGCGAACUUCCAGCUUGGAAACAUUUAUUGAGUGUCUAAAAAGGCCAGGCACUAUCUCUAUAUAUUUAAUAUUUUUUUCUCCUUUCAACAACCCUAAUACUUUACUAGAGAAGGAAAUUAAGGCUUAAAAAGCUUAACUUUCACAAUGUCAUCCAGUGAUGAGGUGAUGAAGAUGUGAGACCUAAGUCCAGGUUCUGUUCACUGCACAACGCUCCAUUUACCUGUAUAAUGCUGAGCACCAAAGAAAGCAAUCCACAAGGGAAUCAUUUUGCAUUUAAGCCCUCCCUGCAAGUUAGGAUCAGAGGGAAGGAAAAAGCUGACUGUCAUUUUGUUUCCCUCACAAAGGUACAGACUAGCCUAGAAACGGCACUCUUUAUCACUUAAUAAUCCUGAAAAAAUGUUCCCAGAUUUCAAGGCUGGAUACAUAUCUGCUUACUACUAGAGGUCAUGUUCCAAUUAGAACAAAAGCCUUGUGAUGUGUAACAUUUUUGGGGAAAAGCCUUGUUCUGCUAUCAUUCAAUAGCUACUUGAUCAAAAAUAUAAAUGUCAGAUUGCUCCCAGAGAUUCUGCCAAUAGCUCUUCCUUCUAAUAUUCAUCACUGCCAAAUAGCUGGCUUAUAAUGCAAUACUAAUAUGUAACUGGAUAUAUAUGGAGGGAAGAGUUACUCAUUAGUACAGCAGGAAGUAAGGCAUGCGGGGAGUUUGUCCCACACUAUGGGAAGAGCAGGAUUGAUGAGAGCCAAGUUGAGAUGGUGGCUGACUUCACUGUCUCUCAUCUAGACUUCUGCUAAUGUCAAUGCCUAAUAUGUACCAACCAGGCAACAGAUACCUUGUUAUCCCCCACAGGCAUCAAGGCAGGCAUCAAUCUCACUUUAUAGCUAAGAAGGAUGAGGGGACAAAAAUUAAAAAGUCAUGUUCUAUUCACUGCUAUGUAAAUCUUGCCUUAAGAUCCCACAGCCUGGAAAUAAAAGAACUCUAAUUCAAA